UUGAUAGCAGGCUGUGCACCACCCUACCCCUAGAACAUACCCCAGGUCCACCCACCGGGAGCAGAAGGCUAUAUAAGAUGAGGUGUCCAGGUAUACUCUCCCAAUCUACCAUCAAGUCUGGUACCUGAUUUUCAUUGACGGUCUCCCACUGUUCAAGCCAUCAUCAUGCGUUUCCAACCUCCUCCAGGCUACCAGCCCAUCUACAACCCCAUUGUCCCAUAUACGGGACCCAUCUACGGUGGUUUGAAGCUGGGGAUGUCUCUGUUCAUCCAGGGAACAGUUCUCAAUGGUGCCACUAGGUUUGCCAUCAACCUGCAGACUGGGCUAGUAGGACUCCCUGACAUUGCUUUGCACUUCAACCCCCGAUUCAAGCCCAGAGAAUGUGUGGUGACGAACAUCAAAAAGGGUGGAAAUUGGCAAACUCAGGAGAUACCUUCUGGGACGCCCUUCCAUGAUGGGGAGAGCUUUCAGCUGCUUUUUAUCGUCAUCUCAGAGGGCUACCAGAUCAAAGUUAACGGUAGUGACUAUUACCUGUUCAAGCACGGUAUGCCUGUGGAGCAAGUCUAG
Molecule: messenger RNA, 567 nt
Organism: Anguilla anguilla (European eel)
Lineage: Eukaryota; Metazoa; Chordata; Actinopteri; Anguilliformes; Anguillidae
Product: galectin-4-like
Exons: 5
Coding region: 166-567 (133 amino acids)
Molecular function (GO): carbohydrate binding
Source: RefSeq, a predicted model, not a curated record